Epinephelus fuscoguttatus (brown-marbled grouper) is the source of this 2129-nucleotide messenger RNA. Its product is annotated as serine/threonine-protein kinase PAK 6-like. Gene Ontology annotation, molecular function: protein kinase activity; ATP binding. The record is from RefSeq and is a predicted model, not a curated record. NCBI's taxonomy places the organism in Eukaryota, Metazoa, Chordata, Actinopteri, Perciformes, Serranidae. Gene Ontology annotation, biological process: protein phosphorylation.
UGUGUGUGUGUUUAAUGUUUGUUUAGUGUGUGCAUGAGUUUAGUGUGUACCUUUAGGUGUGUGUGUAUAUGUGACCGUCCAUCAUGGCUCAGUCCGAUCAGCUGCAGCGUUCAUCUGGUGCUGAGGGUGCUACUUCCUGUUGUCUCCCUCAGGUCUCACCAGCGCUCGGUUGCUGUGUUGCCGUGGCAAUGUUCCACCGCAGGAAGAAGAGACGCAGGCCACAGAUCUCUGCGCCGCAGGACUUCCAGCACCGUGUCCACACUUCCUUCGAUGUCGCCUCCGGACGCUACGUGGGUCUGCCGCCACAGUGGCAGAGCGUCAUCGACACACUGAGGAGGCCACGCCCCCUGGUGGACCCCUCCAGGAUCACUGAGGUCGAGCUCAAGAAGACGAUUGUUCGCGGGAGUUUUAUCGGUCAUGGCGACUACAUCUCACACGUGAUCUCUGAGAUGAGCCGUCUGUCCGUCACCAGCUCCAACUCUCUGCGCCGCAGCAGCCCGUCGGCGCGGAAACGCGCCCAGUCACUGGGCCGACUGGGAGAAGUGGAGGAGGAUGAGUCGUACCAGUACGAGGAGGUCAAUCACUGCGGCGACAGCGGGAAGACGGACGGGAGCUCCACCUACUGGCAGGACAGGAUCCGACAGGUGCGCAGCGAAAGCGGCAGCCCCAAACUGAACGGAACUCUGCAGAGAGCCAAGUCCACCUGCGAGGUGGCCACGCCCCGCACACCUGUGACGCCUCAGAGGACAGGCGUGACGACGGGUUCUACAGCCGUGACGGGUUCUACAGGCAUGACUGGUUCCCCAGGAGGACAGUACGCCCACAGUGAGGGGGCGGGGCUUAGACAGAGGCCCACUUCCUGUCACUACAACCUGCCGACUGCAGAGACCAACAGCAGAGCUCACCUGAGACUGAAACCAGUAGCCAAUCACCUGCCCGACCUGCUGUCCUCGUCCAGAGAAACUCCCAGAAGGCCUUACUCCUCCUACGACCUCAAGGUGCCCUCGCCCUCCUCCCCCCUCCUGCUGCCACCACCCAACAGCACCAGCAGCCCCAUCAUCACAGGUCGACCUCACCGCCCGCUCCGCCCCUCCUCCAGCUUCAGUAUCGGACAUUCUCCAAGAUCACCGACCCCGCUGACUCAGCCCCGCCCCUCCCCCACAGGCUCCCCAGCACACCUCCCCAGCCGCCCCUCCCCCUCCUCCUCCUCCUCCUCCACCCAGCAGACGGUACCUAACGGAGGUGGGAAGGUGACUCAUGAGCAGUUCAAGGCGGCGCUGCAGAUGGUGGUGGACCCGGGCGACCCGAGAAUGACUCUGGAGAACUUUGUGAAGAUCGGCGAGGGGUCAACGGGCGUGGUCUGCAUCGCCCGGGAGAAACACAGCGGGCGCCAGGUGGCCGUGAAGAUGAUGGAUCUGAGGAAGCAACAGCGCCGCGAGCUGCUCUUCAACGAGGUGGUCAUCAUGAGGGACUACAGGCACCAGAACGUGGUGUCUGACACCCUGUCACUCUGUCACUCUGUCACUCUGACACUCUGUCACCUGACACUCUGUGGAACUCUGGGUGAGCAGGAAGUCUCAGAGUACCUUCACCUGUACUCGGAUACUUCAGUGGAAGGAGUCAUUCACAGAGACAUUAAGAGCGACUCCAUCCUGCUGACACUGGACGGAAGGAUCAAACUGUCAGACUUUGGUUUCUGCGCUCAGAUCAGUAAAGACGUCCCAAAGAGGAAGUCUGUCACUCUGACACUGUCACUCUGUCACUCUGACACUAGAGAACCUGGUCUGGUGCCUGUGUGUGUGUGUCCAGGUGUUCUGUGACAGCUUCCUGUUUUCCAGGUGGACAUCUGGUCUCUGGGCAUCAUGGUGGUGGAGAUGGUGGACGGAGAGCCACCAUAUUUCAGCGACACGCCCAUCACCGCCAUGAAGAAGCUGAGAGACGAAGCAGCACCGGGCGUGAAGAACAUCCACAGGGUGUCUCCGGUGUUGAAGGACUUUCUGAGCUGCAUGCUGACUCGUGACACGAAGCAGCGUUCCAGCGCUGCCGACCUGCUGAAGCACCCGUUCCUGCUGCAGGCUGGCUCGCCACGCUGCCUGGUGCCACUGGUGUCUGACACUCUGUCACUCUAA